Hippocampus comes (tiger tail seahorse) is the source of this 5782-nucleotide messenger RNA. RefSeq names its product tectonin beta-propeller repeat containing 2 (gene tecpr2). The record is from RefSeq and is a predicted model, not a curated record. The transcript has 22 exons. Gene Ontology annotation, molecular function: protein binding. NCBI's taxonomy places the organism in Eukaryota, Metazoa, Chordata, Actinopteri, Syngnathiformes, Syngnathidae.
CACCUCGGGACAAUUUGGAGUGCCUACCUAUUUUUGUCGCACUUCAACAUUUUGUUUAAGAUCUUUAAACACAAUUUGAUAACACUGAUCAACAAAUUUUUGUACCAACAAAUUCUCAGUCUGUUUCGAUUAUUUUGAUGGACCUGAAUCCGAAAAUGGCAUUGUCCCCCCGCCCCAAUAACUGGCUCUAUUGUGAGAUCGAUUAUUAUUAUGAUUUUUUUGAAAUGAGUCGUAAACUCCACUUUCCGGGUUUUCCAUUCGUCCCCGUUUUGCUUUCAUCAAUUCUUUCGACGUAAUUUCAUCUCGGCGUAAUGUGGAAACAACUGCACACAAAAAACACAUUGGCAUGUUGAAAUGUAGAUUUUUCGAAUUGUCAGUGUUUUAAUUUGAAUGAUAGAGUGAGGAAAAAUAGAAAUAAAAAAAAACACAACGCAUGAAGAUGGCGUCACAACUCAAAUGGCGGGUAGCAGGAGACAGACGCGUUUAGAUGACGAUUACAAUAUGACGUCUGCUGGAUUGACAGGGCGAUGUCGUCUCUGUUUACCAUCCAGUUGCUGAUGGGAUGAACAACAUCUGGACGGACAACCGAGCGACUUAUUCCACCCAACAUUAAACCCAGAAUUGAAACAUGGAGAGCCAGCCGUCCGUCUUGAGGGAAUUCUGCCCACUCCAGCACCUGCUGAACGCUAUCCCGGCCAAAGUAAUUUAAAAAAAAAAUCUAUAUAUUUAUUUUACACUAUGGGACGCCAGCCGCGACUUUGUGGCGGUGGGAAGUAGCAUUGGCAUGUUGUACCUCUACUGCCGCCGUCUGGCGCACAUGAACAAAUACAGCCUGGAGGGAAAGUGCGACGCCAUCACCUCCGUGAGGCUGCUGAGCUGCUUUGACGAUCUGGUUGCCGCGGGAACGGCAUCGGGCCGAGUGGCCAUCUUCCAGCUGGUGUCACCGUUGCCGGGUCGCAACAAGCAGCUGCGGCGCUUCGACGUGGUGGGCCUCCACAAAGGCACGGUCACGUCUUUGUCGUGGAGCGCUAACGGCAUGAAGCUUUUCUCCGGGGACGACAAAGGGCGCGUGGUCUUCUCCACUCUGGACCUCGAUCAGGGUACAUGCACACCGGUGCUACUCUUGGAGGAAGCCUGCGGCGUAGUGCAGCUGGACUACAGUCACCAGGUUCUGCUGGUGUCCACGCAGCAACGCUCGCUGCUGUACUGCACACACACGCAGCAGGUCCAGCAGCUUGGAGCCAAACCCAGGAAGAGUAGCGGCAGGUUCGGGGCCUGCUUCCUGCCGGCUCUUUGCAAGCAGAGCGACCUUCAAGUGUUCGCGGCCCGACCGGGACUCCGACUGUGGAGGUCCGAUGUCUCGGGGCACGUGGUGGACACCAGACUGCUCAAAGCCAUCUUCAACACUUCGAUUCCCCACUUUGAGAUAUUCGCCCGUCCUUGUCCGGUUGGGGCCUACCGUCCGUCCGAGCGUCAGCUGGGUCUGCUCAGCUGCUUCCUCAAGGAGGGUUGGAUCCUCAGCUGGAACGAAUACAGCGUCUACGUGGUUGACUACGUCAACCAGGUGCUGGUGGGCGCCUUGGAGAGCAGCGGGGACAUCGUGUCGCUGUCCUGCUGCGACAACGAGAUCUUCAUCCUGAAGGGAGACCGAGACCUCAUCCGACUGUCGGACAGUCCGGAGGGCGUCUCCCAUUCGCCGUCUCACUACCCCGUGCGUCUUUCUUCGCCGUUGACGCCGCAAGGCAACGUCGUCACGCCGACGGGUUGGGUGGAGGUGGCUCAGCCGAUCCGGACCAUGGCCAUCAUCGUGGAAGGCGGAUCCGGCGAGGGGGGCGGGAGUCACGCUGAGGCGGGGCAAGAGGAAGAGGAGGAAGCCGAGGAAGCGCGGGAGAAGGACGAGGACGGCAACGUCCCGAGCGUCCGCUCGCGUAGCCGCAGCAGCUCCGUCACUUCCUGGGACAGUCUCCGCGGAAACUCCUCCGGCGAUGCCGGCUCCCGCCGCUACAGCGCCCCCCUGGGGCAGGAGGAGGUGUGGCAGGAGCUGGUGGUGAAAGCCGUCAAGGUGAAGAAGAAAAAGAGGCAGCGACAAGACAGCAGCAGUGGGAGUCGUCUCUCUGAGAGCAGCUGCUCGGAGUCCAAGUUUGUCAUCCAGGACGGCAGCUGCAGCGAUGGCGGCAGCGGAGCGUCCCUCCUGGGGCUGGAACUUCCGAAACAGGACUCUCCAACGGAGAUCGGGGACAGAAGUGCGAAGGAGGAUGAAGCUCAGCAGGAGGAGUCCAGCCUGGCCCCUCAGGCUCCGGAGGAGGAGGCGGGGCCCCUCACCCCGAAUGUGGACGUGCUGCUGGAGUGCACCUUCUCCUACAUGCAGCGUGACGGGCGGGAGCACCAUCCAACGGACCAGCGGGAUGAGCGCUUCCUCGGUCCCGCGAUCCAAGCGGAGGCGGACGAGGAGGAUGAUUUGGCGCCACCUGCUGGUGCGACGGACCAGACCGUGAAUUCUGGACUACCUGGCAAGAAGCCGAGCGUGUCCAGCGAUGACGAGGAGAGCGACAUCUACCGCCACGGUCUUCCCCAUGUGGACGUCACCGACGUGGAACACGGCAGCGCGGGGAGGAGUCAAGCGGCUGAUGUAGCGUUGCAGCAGGACGCUCAGGAUGGACCUGGACGCAAAGCUGAGCAGUUGGCCGAAUGCUGGAUGGGGUACUCUGGACCAGGAUGUGGAAUAUUGAGCCUUCAUGUGACUGACAGGUGUGUGUGUGUGUGUGUGUGUUCCGACAGCGAGGCUCAGGGCAUGGAGCUCAUGUGCGUCACGCUGGGCGACGGCGGCACCGCCUGGGCGCUGGACGUCGGUGGGAGACUCUUCUUCAGGACGGGAGUCUCCUCACGACGACCGCAGGGGCACGAUGACCACUGGUGGCAGGUCAGCAUUUCCGACUACGUGGUCUUCGAUCAAGGCAGCUUGUUCCAGACGCUUCUGAGCGCCACGCAAAGCGUCGCCACGGUAACGAGGGCACCGGUGGAGCGGGUGGUGGCCUUCCUGUCUCAGUACUCUCAGCGCCAGCCCAGCCUGGUCAGCGCCAACGCGGGCGGCGUGUGGGUGGCGUCCGGACGCAACCAGCUGCACUUGGCCCGCGGCAGCCUGGUGGGAACCUUCUGGCAAAACCUGGUACCCAGAGGGACCGUGGCGGCCACCAGGUGGAGCUCCAUCACCUCUUCGGCCUUGCCCCACAAAGAAGGUGCCUUCCUGUGGUUGGCCCAGAGCAAGAAGGAUCUGUUCUGCGUCUGGGAUCAGGAUGGAGAACUUCGGCCGUCCACGGUCACGCUGCCGCCGGAGGUGGAGCUGACCCAGCUGUCGGCUUGCCGCGACGCCCUUUGGGGACUGGACACCCACGGCCGGGUGUUCAUUCGCACCCUGUCUUCCCCCUGCCCCGCCGGUCUCCACUGGACGUCGCUGGACCUCAGUCAGCUCGGAAGUGUACGUUUGGUGAGCAUCAGCUGCGGCAGCCAGAAUGUUUGGGCUCUCGACAGUCGUGGACUGGUCUACUUCCGGGUUGGAACCCAACCACUCAACCCUAACAUGAUGCUUCCCGCUUGGAUCCACAUAGAACCACCUGAGCAGCCUGUUGGAGUCCAGCUCGUCAGUAUUGAGACAAGUCCAAACGAUUGUCAUCUGUGGGCGCUGGACAACAGAGGCGCCGUCUUUGUCAGGACGGGACUCAGCAACGAGAUGCCCGUUGGGACGAAUUGGGACCUGGUGCCAGGUCUGAGCGUCAGUCAGCUGGUUCUCAGUUGUCGGACGGUUUGGGUCCGAUGUGUCAAUGGAGACUUGGCUCGACGUUACGGCGUCUCCGAUAGAAACCCGGCCGGGGACUACUGGAAGAAGAUCCCAGGAAACGCCAACUGGCUGACAGUCACUCCAGACGACGACUUGUGGGCGGUGACCGCUAUUGGCGGACUGGCCCGUCGGAUGACAAAACUCCUCCCGCCAACGCCCCGUCGCCCCGCCCCUUCCGGAACAAACGCCGGCGGUGGCGGUGACGAUGUUGACGACGAGUGGGAACUCCUCUGACGCCGUUCCGUGUGGACUUGUGUAAGAUAGCUGCAAAACAUUUUUUUUUUCAACGCUUUCUCAUGGAAUGCAGCUGAACUGGCGGCUGACAUCACUUCCUGGCAAAAGUGUGAAAGUCUUUCCCAUGACAAGGAUGCCCUUGAUGGCCAAGAGAGACAUCUUGAACUUGUUCCAAGUGUUUCCAAACUGGUUCAGACAGGUGUCGAAGACGGCCUCUGAUCAAAGGAAUGUCUAGUACGAUGAGGAGUAUGACGUCCAGACUGUUGCGUUUCGAAAGGAUGGAAGUGAUGGGGGUCGGGGGGGUCUAGUCCCUCUGUGAGCAAGCACGCCUUAAUGUACUUGAGUGGACUACAUAUGUACUGGUUUCAUAUUCAAAUCACAAUCUGAUGGACUAGACACCAGUGGAUCGAUGGACUCAAGUGAGAGCUAGUGAAUUCUUGUAGGAACGGGGAAUUUCCCACCUUGGGGCGCCCUUUGUGAUUGAACCACAGACAGAGACCGCAACAGACUUGGUGCGCUUACCUGGACACCAAUUGAUUGAUGGACCCAGGUGAACUCUUGGACCGCCUGGCCCGAAAACUCUCACGGAAACAGGGAAUCUUCAUCCGUGUGUGUGACCUCGAAUCACUUUGGUCGACUCACCUGGGCUAUUCACUUGAUGGACUCAAAUGAACACGAGUGGCUUGGGUUUGAACUCUUGGGAGAACAAGGUAAUAUUGCACCGAAGGAAGUCCCUUAUGUAUGUACACAAAGGCCACACUCGGACGGACUCGGGUGGACUCUCGCAGCUGCGGUGGACUCGAGACGCUGCUGGACAAGAUACGCACUUGACAGCUUCAGCCAACUGACUAGUUUGACCUCGACAGCACUUUCGUAGAUUUUGGUGGACUCACCUGGAUUUACGCAUAUGCCCCGAAAGACUCUUGAAUUUUUGUGCCACUGCGUGCAACAACACUUGAGUAAUGGAAAACGUCCACGAUAGACAUUAGUGGACGAGUUACACUAGCUACUGUAUCCUCUGACUGCAACACACUUGACUAACCAUGCUGUAACAAACUUUAAUGUUAAGAGAUUCUGGCGGCCUUUGCGUCUUAGAAUGAGCUGGACUUUACUGGAACGGUUUAAGUCCUGGGUCAGACUCGGAUAUGAGGACGUGAUGGUGUCCUGUUAGGCGACGAGUGGUUGGGAAGUCACCCUUGAACGUAUUGAACACAGAAACCCCCGGAGUCCAGCUUCAGUUGAGUGUCCUUCACUUUAUUACACGAUCAAAAUAUGCAUGGACUCAUCAUCUGAAGUCAAGGAUCACGACGAUUACUCCAUCUCGAACACCAUCGGGUUUCGGUCUUUUCUCUCAGUAAAAAAAAUGUCUAGUCCAGCUCACCGUACGACUCGUUUGAGCUGCGACAGACUUCCCGAGAGUCCUGAGAACCUGAAGCAGUAGUAAUGGCAGGGCCGGACCGGUCAACCGACCAAACUUGUCCUGUGGACACAGGCUAUGACGUCAACCGUAGACACCACGAGAGAACUUUUGAUACAUUCUGGCAGACUUGACCGGACUCUUAGAAUUAGCUGCACUUUACUGCACUGUGAACAUUUUAGGUUCUGAGUCGGACCUGGGUAUCGGAGUGAGAAGUGAUGUCGUCCUCUGGCGUGCUGAUUGGUUGCAAACUCACCCGUGAACGUAUUAAACACAAAGCUGCUGAGCGCAUUGUC